Effrenium voratum is the source of this 2094-nucleotide messenger RNA. The record is from the annotation of a GenBank genome assembly. Lineage: Eukaryota; Dinophyceae; Suessiales; Symbiodiniaceae.
AGAUCCUCUUUUUGGUUCGGAUCUGUCCCAGUCGGCCGCACGCAAUCGUUCGCUGGCUGGCAUGGGUUUGACUGUUCCUCAGGUGCUGUCACGUGUGGAGGAGCUCCUGCAGCAGCUUAAGGCAGAAGCGGAGGCAGAGGCAUAUCACCUUUCUCCGGAGCAUCCCCCAUGGCACACCGCAGAGACUGCGCCUUUCGCGCCCAAUGGCAGGUGCCCUACGUUGCCGGGCAACCUGAGCCUCACCGAGGUCUGUUCGCCGGUCGAAAGCAUCGACGAGCCCGAUGAGCGCUUCGACCGGCGGAACAACACACGCGCGAGGAGCAUGCCCAGCACCUCGCCAAGCAGCGCCUUGAAGAUGGAACAGGUUUGCACGCAGAACACGGAGGCCGACGGGGCCUUCCCGCCACACCCCCGGCUUCUUGAGCUCUUCCACGAGGCGAGGUUGGGCAUGCCGCUGCGGAAGAUGUUCUCGCAGCAGGGCUCCACCUUUGGGCUCGUGGUGGAUUCCUGGCGCACCUGGCGCGUCAGCCCCUGGGAGGAGGCCACGGGGUGGUGCGCGAGUUUCAUGAUCCUUGCGGAGCUGUUGCUCAUGCCCCUGGGCGCCUUCUCUCCCUUACUGGACCACCUGCUUAGCGUGGUUCUGAUGUGCUUCUGGUGCCUGAACCUCCUGAUCUUUCUCUGCCGCUCCAGGUGUCGCCUGGCUGGAGCGCAGCUUGGAUGGCUCAUCCUCGAGGUGAUGGGUCUUGCCAUACUGGUGAUCAACGUUGCCUCCGGCCUUUAUGGCCGUGUGCUGCUACGAGGCCUGCAGGCCCUGCGUGCGUUGCUGCUGCCCAAGUAUCUGCGAAAGCUCACCGUGACCAGGUGGGUGAAGGCGUCGCUCUGCCAAUGCAGCCGAGAGGUGUGCGCGAUCUGGAACAUCCUGCUGCUGCUGGCGGGGGGGCUGCUCUGCAUCCACUGGCUGACGGCCUUGUGGUACUCCUUGGGCACUCGCCCGCGCGGCUGGGCGGCGGACGACCUGGAGUCCUUCUCGAUGCUGAAGAAGUACGAGGCUGCGCUGGAGUUUGGGCUCAGCCGGCUCCAUCCCAGUCGACUCCCGCACAACUUGCAGCUGAAGACCCAGCCGGAGAAGAUUCUGGCAGUAUUUGCCACUUUCGCCGCGCUGGUCUUAGGGGGCAUCUUCACUUCUUUGGUCACCAACGACAUUUCGGAUAUCCGCCGGAAGCAGCGCGUCAAGCAGGAGGCAGAGCAACAGGUGCACGAGUUUCUGCUGGCCUACCCGGUGCCUCUCCGCCUGGAGGCGGUCCUUACUAAAUACCUGGCCAAGUUGAACUCGAGGCAACGUGCUGUGAGCAAAAACCAGGUUGCGAGUCACUUCCCGGCCUUCUUGUUCCAAGAGCUGUGCCGAGAGGCCUUCACUCCCCUCCUCUCGAAGCAUAAAUUCUUCUUCUGGUUGGGUGAGUUCUUCACCGCUUUUAGCAAGGACCUUUGCGCAGCGCUCCAGGAUCGGCACAUGGUGCCCCAGGAGUUGCUCUUUGCUGCGGGCUCCUCCUGCGGUGCCAUGGUUUGGGUUGCCCACGGCCAGGUGAAGUACUCCACUACAAACAACGACUUCGUCUCCGAGGACUUCAACGGAUUCUCGCUGCUUCCGAAAAAGGGCAGGGCCACGCCCGUCUCCUACCCGGACCACGUGAAAAUGUUGAACGUGGGAGACUGGAUGUGCGAAGCCUGCUUGUGGACACCUUGGCAGUACCAGGGCCAGGCCGUCGCAGCAGGCGGCACUCUCCUUUGCCUGGACCACGAGACGGUGGUUUCCCUCGCCUUCAAACACAUGGAGGUGACCUCAGACAUUGCCGGCUACGCGAGGCAUUUCCUCGAGGCGCUGCAGAAGGAUCCUUCAGACUUCACCUCUGUGAGCUAUGAGCCCGCAGGCGUGAGGUGAAGGCACUCCGCGGAUUGACUCAGGACCUCGAUGGUGGACGGACAAUCAUUCUCCAGCCGACACCCCUCCCAUGCAGGGUUCGAAUGCUUGUUGUCUUUUUCACGCUCCUGGUGGAGUCCGUGUGUUGGGCGAAGGGACAAGGAUAUUGGGGACAC